Molecule: messenger RNA, 2032 nt
Organism: Drosophila pseudoobscura
Lineage: Eukaryota; Metazoa; Arthropoda; Insecta; Diptera; Drosophilidae
Gene: Naa30A
Product: N(alpha)-acetyltransferase 30 A
Exons: 4
Coding region: 451-1617 (388 amino acids)
Biological process (GO): N-terminal peptidyl-methionine acetylation
Cellular component (GO): NatC complex
Molecular function (GO): protein-N-terminal amino-acid acetyltransferase activity
Source: RefSeq, a predicted model, not a curated record
CUGGUCGCCCCCGUGCAUGUGUUGCCAUGUAUGUGUGUGUGAGUGGAUUUAUUCAUAGCGAGAGAGGUUCUAAGGAAAAUCAGAAGUUUUGAGGAUGUGAAAUAGGUUUUUAUAUAAUAUUAGUACCCAUAUACACACACAUUAGUCUUAACGAAACGAAAUUAUCAAAGUAAUAGCACCACACACCUCAAUCAUAGACGAGUGCGGGCGAAGAAAGGCAGCGAACGACAAUUUUGCAUUUGUGUGUGUGUACUAGAACACUAUUGCUGCUGUAUGUGUGUUUGGUUUUGUGUGUGAAUGAAAAACCUGCAAUUGUGAAAAAAUAUAACCAAAAAUAAAGGUAAUUCGGGCGGCGGCAGCGGCAGCGCCAACGACGACUACGGUUGUGGCCAGUGCGAAAGUGCGUUGACUUGGUCGCAAUCCGAAGCGCAGCAGGAGCAGCAGGGCGGGAUGGCGGACGCUCAGCAGCAGCAGCAACAGCAGACGCAACAGACGCCAGCGGUGGCUACUACUACAAGUGGCAAGAAAAAGUGCAAAAACAAGAAGAAAACUAUUGAAAAGCAGCAAGAGCAGCAGCAGUCGCAGCAGAAUAAACAGCCAGUCGCCAAUGGCCAUGCCGGCCAUGAGGCUGCAGAAGUAGUGUCGGAUGCCGAUCCAGAGCUACAGCAGAAUGAGCUUCAAUUUCAGGCGCUGAAACUUGAGUUCCAGCAGUUGCAUAUCUGUAAUGGCCAUGGCGAUGGAGAGGAAGCAGAGGCGUCUAAUGCCACGCCCCUGCCAGCACUGAAUGGCCAUGCACAUGGCCACAAUAACAACACCAACAAUAACAAUCACAUCCGAAGCAGCAACACUAACAGCAGCAACAAUAGCCAUCACGACAACAACGUGGACAGCAGCAACAAUAAUAAAGCGAAAAGGAACAACAAGCAGAAGAAGCAUCAGCAGCAGACCACCACCAUAACAUCCACAAUAGCCACAAGCGACACCACUGCCAACACACAAACAACCACAGCAACAACCACAAAGACAACGCCGACAGCAAUCGGAACGGGGGCUGGGAUGGCGCCAUCGAGCUCAGCUGAGGCUGGAGCACCAGGUGUCCCAGAUGCAGAUGCAGUCGCCUCGCCCACAAUUGAGCUCCAGCUUGAACCUGCCACAUUAGCCACGGAGAUUGUCUACAAGGAAUACGAGGCCGAGCAUCAAAUGCACGACAUUAUGCGUCUGAUCCAGGCGGAGCUCUCCGAGCCUUAUUCGAUAUACACGUAUCGGUAUUUCAUUUACAACUGGCCAAAACUGUGCUUCCUAGCCUCGCAUGAUAAUCAGUACGUGGGCGCCAUCGUAUGCAAGCUGGACAUGCAUAUGAACGUGCGACGCGGCUACAUAGCCAUGCUGGCGGUGCGGAAAGAGUAUCGCAAACUCAAGAUCGGCAGCACCCUGGUAACCAAGGCCAUUGAGGCCAUGCUGGCGGACAAUGCCGAUGAGGUGGUGCUCGAGACGGAGAUGCGCAAUGAGCCGGCGCUGCGUUUGUACGAGAAUUUGGGCUUUGUGCGUGAUAAGCGACUGUUUCGCUACUAUCUAAACGGCGUGGAUGCGCUGCGCCUGAAGCUCUGGUUCAGAUGAGUCGAGCCGGCGGCUGCCGUUGAAAUUGUCGUCUAAAAGUAGCCGCCAACGCCAACACCUUCGCCGAAUACGACGACGACACCGCCAGCAGCAUCAAACAGGAGCAGCAGCAUCAGCAUUACUUCCAGGCCACUGUUUUGCAGUGUGGUCCAAUGUCCCUGCUCAUCGGCGGCUAAAGAUAUCUUUUUUUUGUGCCUAUUCAAACUUAGGUUCACCCCAUCCUUGCUCCCUGACCUCCUGUCUGCCUCCCACUAUAUUUCCGUUUUGUCUCACUCUCUCUCUCUUUAAAUUGUAAAUUAUUUUACGUACUCUUGCUUCCUUCCUUCCUUGAUUCUUUGUUCAAACGUAUGGCUUAUACAUAUAAAAAUGGGACUCGACUCCCGGUACAGCAUUGAAGUACUUUUACAGAAGGCAA